AUGGAUCAAAGCGCGACAGGUUCUGCCACAGAUGCCGCCGAAGCAACCGCGAAAGAAAGACAAGUAGAAGCUUCUAAAAAGCGGUCUUCUCAAAACUUCCCCCUCAGCCUGUCAAGAAGACGAAACACAUCGCCCUUUCGACUGAGAACCUUUCUAUCCUUGUGGCGAGCUACAAUAUUAACUUCAGCGAGUAUUCGCGCAGUUGCACGUGAUCCGUCGGGCGGCACAACGAUGUACCAGACUUCCGUUUGUUGCGGGCAGGUACCUUGCUGGAGGUCAGUCUGCAAAACUCGUGGUGGGAUUGUUCAAACUCGGGUUUACUUCACGUCCAGCGAGUUUGUGGGCAAAUGGCAAAAUUUACGGACAACCUUUUUGAACUCAUAUGUUGGUUGGGGGGAGCUGGGGAGUUCUGCCUCCCCCUCCGCGGCCUUCGCCACAGCCGUCCAAGCGUCAACCUUAAACAUCCUUAAAAUCUAG
This is a messenger RNA of Chondrus crispus (carragheen), 477 nucleotides long. RefSeq lists its product as hypothetical. Bases 1 to 477 code for a protein of 158 amino acids. NCBI's taxonomy places the organism in Eukaryota, Rhodophyta, Florideophyceae, Gigartinales, Gigartinaceae. The record is from RefSeq and is a predicted model, not a curated record. The transcript has a single exon.